AAGCCACUCCUGCUGAAUCGGUGUGAGUGAGUGUGUAUGAGCGUGUGUGUGUGUGUGUGUGUGUGGGGCGUUCACUCUUUCUCCUGCCACAGUAGCAACACAUUGCAGCAGCGUCGCCCCGAACAAAAGGCUAAACGCAGCAGAGCCGCAGGAGGGGAAACUCAGGGAUAGAAGCAGGCAGAGUAGCCCAGCGUGACUGCACUUCUCAGGGAGGAACUCAACCUGCCAUUUAGCCCUGCUGGCCCUGGAGUGGAGACAGGACGGUACACUAGACCAGCCCACGCUGCCUGUCUGUCUGUCUCUCUGUCAGUGCUGAGGAGCACACCCUGUUACUGACAGCUCUGUCUGUCAUUCAUACACCUCAGUCUCUCUCAUCCUUUACUGAGAUUCCUGCACCUGCCCUUCUUCACCUGGGCGUCCUUCCUGUUCAUCCACCUGUCCUCCGAGAUGUCAGACGAUGACUGCCGCUCGCCCAUCGGCCUGGACUGCUGCAGUUGCUGCCUGGACCUGGCCAACGGCGGUGACGACUCCAUGUCUGGCAGUCCGGCUCAGGGCCUCAGUACUACGGGGGGCCUGCCGGGAAGCCCCACCAGCCCCAGUGUCAAUCACUUCCGCCAGCUCCGCAACCAGCUGAUGUACCAGAACCUGAACACGGACAAGCUGAACAACAUCAUGAGGCAGGACUCCCUGGAGUCAGUUGUGAGAGACCCCUGCUUCCUUCUCAAUGAAGGGAUCUGCAACAGCAACAUUGACCAGACCAUGCUGUCUAUACUGCUCUUCUUCCACAGUGCCUCUGGUGCUAGCGUUGUGGCCAUCGACAACAAGAUUGAACAGGCGAUGGAUCUGGUCAAGAACCACCUGAUGUAUGCCGUGCGUGAGGAGGUGGAGAUCCUCAAAGAGCAGAUCAAAGAGCUGGCGGAGAAGAACAACCAGCUCGAGAGGGAGAACUACCUGCUGAAGAACUUGGCCAGUCCAGAACAGCUGGAGAAGUUCCAGUCUCGCAUCCCGACAGAUGUGCUGUUACCCCUGGAUAAUCAGAGUGCCCAGGUGACCCCGGACCAGCAGCAACAGCAGCAGCAGAAGACCUGCAACCUCAGCACUGGCUCUGCUGUAUAAGUGGCUCUGCCUUGGGGCGGGCAGAGCCACUGUCUCCUUACAGUAAUGGACCUCCAUUUGAAUGAAAGUAUUACAAAAUCGCCGCUGAGAUCCCUUCGAAAUAAUGAAGGCGAAGCAUCAGGGCUGUAAAUGAUCGAUGGGACACAAAAGAACUGCUGACACUGAUAAGCACAAAACAGAACUUAAGAUGCUCUGACCGGUGCGGUGUCAGGCCCGUCCUCUGAUACCGUCCAACUCUUUGUCGUAGUCUCUCUUUGUAGACAAAAGCGCUAAGAAUAGAGAGAGGGCUGACUAGUCACCGACGAGCGCUUGCUUACAGACAGAGGGGUGGGGUGGGGGGCUUUCCCUGCCUAGCCAAACCCUUCCAACAAACACCCUUUGCCCAAGAGAGGGGCGGGUGAGGAGGUGUUGAUCGGGCUGGCCCUGCAGGUGCUAACUUGGAAAGUGUGCGGGGGAAGUUUGCUCCCUGCUCACCCAGAGGAGACCCAUCCGAGACGGUCCUCCAAGUCUCAACCAGAAAAGCCCCAUCGUGCAGAUUUGUCCGGUCACAAAAUACAAGUUUCAAGGACUCCCAGCCACACGUUUCAGCCACAUAACGAAGACUUUUCCUGUACCUACGAUGUAUUACUCAUGUGUUCAUAUACAUUUGUUCAUGCAUAACACGAAUAAUCAACAGGAUAAGCUAAAGGCAAGAGAGGUGGAGGUUAAUGCAGUAUAGCCUAUUAGAGCUGGUGGACCGCUGCAGUAGACUGAUCAGUAUACUGUAAUGAUUCAGAUAAUGUAAUCCUGUAUUGUCUGCAGUUGGGGCUUGCUGCUUUUGGGGGAAAUUAAUCCUGCUAUAUCUUCUGUUUUUGUGAUUCUGAACAAAAAUCAGUCGUUGUAAAAUAGGAGCAUUGUACAGUGGUCUUAAAAGAUUUUGUUUGUAUGCUGGGGCGUCAGGCAUAUCUGCGCACCUAGUUUGCCUAGCUCUUCACAUUAAAGGAAAACUACAAUGUAAAUAACAGUCAAAACGUCCUGAGGUAAAGGCAGUGGAGAUGAGUGAGCAAUCAGACCCCCUGCAUUUCUCGCUGCACAUGCACUCCUGAUUUUUAGCAGCGUCGUCCAGUAUCUGGUCCGUUUUUAAAUGCUCAGAUGCCAACUUGAAAAACGAUGGCAUGACAACAGUGCCUGUCCGUAGUAAGAGAGGAACACGUUUCCACUCUGUUGUUGUUGUUUUCUAGCUACCAAAGAUUUCGCCUUUUUUUUGUUUUGUUUUGUUUUUUUGUUUUCAACAACAACAGGAGUCGAGCAAACCAGGACCAUGUGUAAAACUUCACAGGGAGAAGUCUUGUUUGUAGCUAGUGCUAAAGUUUCUAUGUGUUUGUAAAGAUAACGGUAUUGUUGCUGUACAGUAUCCUGGAAACGGUUGUUCACUAUGGUGUUUGGAUACGACUGCACAUUUGCAAUAAACCUUAUGUUUACAUAAUACAA
Molecule: messenger RNA, 2586 nt
Organism: Seriola aureovittata
Lineage: Eukaryota; Metazoa; Chordata; Actinopteri; Carangiformes; Carangidae
Gene: tsc22d3
Product: TSC22 domain family, member 3
Exons: 3
Coding region: 448-1116 (222 amino acids)
Biological process (GO): regulation of transcription by RNA polymerase II
Source: RefSeq, a predicted model, not a curated record